Messenger RNA from Homalodisca vitripennis (glassy-winged sharpshooter), 849 nucleotides. RefSeq lists its product as uncharacterized. The record is from RefSeq and is a predicted model, not a curated record. The coding region runs from base 197 to 598 and encodes 133 amino acids. Lineage: Eukaryota; Metazoa; Arthropoda; Insecta; Hemiptera; Cicadellidae. The transcript has 3 exons.
UGUGUGGGCCUGAAUUAACUCUGCCUGUGAAGGGACAAAGGAUCACUUGAGUUCUGGCGGAGGCCUUAUGACAAACACAACUGACUACCACAUGACGGCAUCUUGAGAUUUUUUAUGAUUUUUUUGUGGCCAAAUUCUUCUACAGGACUCAUCUAGACAGACUGCAACUGACAACCAAGUGACCAACUGACUAAGCAUGGUGUUAAACCUGAUCCGUUUCAUUAGAGAGUGGUGGAGGUAUAUCCUACUUUACUUCUUCAUGAUGUUCCUCUACUUCGGCAUGGUCAUUGGUUGUUUUUGCUCUUAUGUACUAACCUGCAAGUGUUGUCGUCGUCGUCGCAGGAGAUGCCCUAUUCAUUCCGGUCCUAUGACUUCCGGUACUGCGACUUCCGGUACAUUCCACUAUGACACGUCUAUGACAGGGGUGGCAGAGAGGCUCAGGAGAAGUCCUCACAACUACACGAAAAUCACCUACCACUCGGUAGAUCCAUCAAUGAAACGAGUAAAGCGUGUUCUGUACCCAGUAAAUAAUCCUAAUAGCCCAGAAAGAGCCGAAGUUGAUCUUUUUCAUCCAGAUUAUUUUAGAGGUCAUGAUUAGUUACUUCUUGUUUCUUCUAUAUAUACUUUUAACUCUACAAUUUUAGCCUAUAUAUAUAUUGUUUUGUGUGUUUGAAAAUGUAUAACCCAACCUAUUCUAUUUAGCUGAUUUACGUGUGUCAAUUACAAGACUUAUUGUGUUCAAAGCGUAAUAAGUUGCACUAAGUUACCAAAUAUUUACAAAAUAUAUUAAAACCAUUACUAUUUUAAACUAACUCAGAGUGUGGAAUAAAAAAAUGAGUUCACUAUUAA